Pediculus humanus corporis (human body louse) is the source of this 1644-nucleotide messenger RNA. RefSeq lists its product as uncharacterized. The coding region runs from base 1 to 1644 and encodes 547 amino acids. The transcript is spliced from 10 exons. The record is from RefSeq and is a predicted model, not a curated record. Lineage: Eukaryota; Metazoa; Arthropoda; Insecta; Psocodea; Pediculidae.
AUGCAAAAUUUCUACUAUUUAAAUUCAUAUUUGGCAAAGGCUUACAAUGAUAAUGAUUCGGUGAUUUGUUCCAUGGAUGAUGAUAUUAUUUUUGCUUCACAAAUACAAAACAAUAAUUAUUCUAAUUCCACAAUUAAAUUAGAUUCUGAUGUGGAAGAUUUUAUAUCAUCAAAUACAAAUUCAGAAUCGAUUACUAUUAUAGAAUCAGAAAAUAAUAAUUUAAUUAAAAAAAAAGAUGAAAAAUCAAUAUAUGAAAUCAAGGAAUUUUCAAAAGAAAAUUGUGAAUUUCAAAUUGAUGAUGAUUUAUUUAUUUGUAAUCCAUUUUCUUCCUCACAUCAAAAAAUGCCAAAAGUUUAUCGAAUGUGUUCAGAUAAAUAUUUAUACACAAACCAUGUCGGUUUAAGUGAUGACAGUGUAAAACUAGAGGAAACUAAUUCAAGUGAUAGUAUUAGAGCAGAAGACACCAAAAACAAUAUUAAAACUAAAUUUACACAAUGUGAUAGUUCAAAAGCGAUUUCUAACGAUAAGGAAACAAGUUAUUUUAACAGGACGAAUAAAAACAUUUCGAUAGAAAUCAGUGAUACUCCAUUACUUUUCACACAAGAUGAUGAUCAUUUAAAAAAUGUUCCCAGUAUUGAAGAUGUAACUCCAGAUAUAUUAUUUUCUACACAAGCCCAUCAGAAAAAUGCAGAAAUUAAAAAUCAUUUGGAAGACAGCACCAUAUUAUUAAACGAUUUAAAAUAUAAAUUAGAGUCAAUGCAGUCGACACAACAGCAGAUGAAAUCUCAAUCUGAUCUUGAAACUAAAAUAAUUAAUUUCAAUAUAUCAGUGUCAUGUUUAAUAAUUUCAAAAGCGACAAAAAUAAUUGAAAAAUUUAUAUUAAACUCAUUUCAAGAUCACAAUACAAAUAACAAAAAUGAUUCGACAUUUUUUUUAGGAGAAAAUUUAUUUUCUGAAAAAGAUAAAAUUAAUAGAGUCGAAUGGGCAAAUGAAAAUUUACUACUACUCAAAUUAGAUGAAUUACUUAGUUUUUCAUUGAGAAAAAAAAAAACAGUUAAAGAAAAAAAUUUUUUACCAAAAAAGUCUCUUGGUAUUAAAAGAAGUAGAAAAUGUCAAUCGGUAAUGAUUUUAGAUGAAAAACAUUCUGAAAUAAUCGUUGAUAAUAAUUUAUCGUUUAAAAAAUUAAAAGAAGAUAAUAAUGAUUCAAUAUUAAGCACACAAAUUUUAUCAUCAAGUAGUACCGGAGAAAAUGAUUUAAAAUUUUCUAUUAAUACGAAUAGUAGGCAAAGGGUUUUAGCAAAAGUUACAAACAUGAGAUAUUAUCCUGGAAUUCUUCUGGAAGAAUUAAAAGAAAAUGUUUGGGUUGUAAAAUUUAACGAUGACAACAUAGACGAAGUAAAAAAAGAAAAUAUGAUCCCUUGGGAUCAAUUAGGAAAAAAUGAUUCGGUUUUGGAACGGAGGGAAAAUUUAAAUUUGACCACCGAUCAAAAAACGGAAACGGAAAAUUCAGAAUUCAUAACGGAAAUCGAUUUAGUUUCGGCCGAAUUAAAAGAUGUUAAUAUUUCAAAUGCGGUUAUGAUUGUCGAAAAUUCAAAUUGUUUAAAAAAUUCCAAUCGAAAACGUUAUAAACGUAAAAAAAAAUAA